Molecule: messenger RNA, 1050 nt
Organism: Thelazia callipaeda (thelaziosis nematode)
Lineage: Eukaryota; Metazoa; Nematoda; Chromadorea; Rhabditida; Thelaziidae
Source: the annotation of a GenBank genome assembly
AUGAACGGAAGUGAAGGAGCAGAAUGCGCAAUAAAAAAUGAAGUUUAUGACGAUGCUCGAUUCGCUCUCGUUUUAUACUUCGGAACUCCAAUUGCUUGUAUUGGAAUUGUAUUCAAUACCAUUUUGCUAAUUUUAUUCUGGAAUAGACAAUCAAUAACUUCAUCAAAUAUAUACUUACUAUUUUUGGCACUAUUCGAUACACUCAUUUGCAUAUUGUACAUACCGUUUUUUACGAUGGAUGCAUUAGCAAUAUACUGUCAGAUUGAUUAUUUGCAUCAUUUGUGGCAUACCUAUGCACUACAUUUGUACGGUACUAGUCGAUUUGUGCAGUUUGGUGCCGUAUAUAUGAUGUUAUGCGCAACGUUUGAACGCUAUGUUUAUGUAACUGAUAGACGUCAUUUUGCUUGGUUCAUUACUGAUAGCGGGCGGAUCAUGAUUGUAAUUAUUGUACUAAUCACUGCUAUGAUUCUUAGAUUUCCAACUUUCUUCGAUUAUAAUAUUGCUUACAAUGGAAAUUGUCCACCAUUUCAGGAAUACUUGUUUGUACCGGUCUUAACAGCCUAUUCAACAUAUGUUAAGUAUAACUUUUAUAUAAUGAGUCUUGUUCAAACAGUACUACCAUUUGCAUUUCUUACUUGUUUUAAUUUAAUUAUUAUAUAUUUAACUCAUAAACGACUUCAUUAUAUUCCUACUAAUGAGCAGUUAGAUCAAUCUAACCGUUCUGAUAAAGUUAAAACAGAUUUGGUAGAUCGUAUAAAACGUCAAGAUUUAAAAUUUGCUACUCGUAAAAUGGUUGCCAUUGUUUUUAUUUAUCUUUUAUGUAAUGUCUUCUCAGUUCUUAUAAUAAUUAUGGAAAAUAUAUUUCCUGAUAGUAGGAUACUUCAUAAUGAAGAUGGAUCCAGUACAAAAUUCUAUACUAUAACAGCUGAUUUGAUCAGUAUUUUGGUAGUAUUGAACAGUUUAUUGCGAUUAAUUGUUUAUAUUGUUUGCGAUCCACAAUUACGACAGCGAUUCAUAAAUUUAUUCAUAAAAUUCAGGUUUGAAAAUUAA